UUUUAUAUGAUGUACAUUUUACACAGUGUCACGAUGUAAAGAAAUGAAGUUAAAAUAAAAUCUUCAUUUGAUACAUAGGUGCUACCAUUCCAAGCUAGUCUAAAUAGUUUAGGGAUAUUGAUCUGGAAUUUAUAAAGAACGGUAAUCAAAGAAUAUCAUGAUAUAUACGGUGAUUUACAAAUGGCCUAUAUUGUUAGCACUGAAAGUGUCAUUGCUAAUAUUUCUACUUAAUCAACAUACGGUUUGUGCAAGCAGUAUAUGUGACCAAAUAAAGCCGACAGCAGCAACAGGUCCAGCCUUUCCAUAUCUUCUUGAUGGAUUUCAAACAAAUGUUGAAGUAAACAUAAUAGACAAACAGAAGACAAUAUCUGCUAAAUGGUACUACGAUUACCCAGGUAACAGAGCUACAAUAACAUUGUUUGAACAUGGAAUAGAUGGACAACUUAUUUUCAACUUCAUAACAGAUGAGAUAUACGAAAUUUCAGGGAAUACGUGUACAACAAGUACGCUUUCUACAAGUGAUUAUGUACAAUGGUUUGGGAUGUAUAUGUCACAGGGAAAACCUCAUAUCAAUGAUACCCAAUCAGUUCUACAUUUCGGAAAACGGUUUGGAGAGGUUUACAUUGGCCAGGAGAACGUUCGCGGUAUAGUCGCCAACCACUGGAAAAGUUGUCUCAGCAUCCCAUCGUGGAAUAAUUUUACAAUAGACUACUAUUUCAGCGCAAGCAAUUGGUCUACCUCAUCAACAGUAUCGUCUGCUCCUCUGAAAGCGGAAGUCAAAGGUUAUAAAACGUUUGUCAAUGGGACUGUUUAUAAUAUGCACCAUGUCUAUGAUUACUUCAAUUACAAACCCGGAAGUGACGCCAUAGAUGAUACAGUAUUCCAGACACCUCCGAAUGUUUUCUGUCCGGGAAGAAAACAAGGGAAGCCAUUACCAACUUUACCGAAAAGAUUCUACUACAGAACAGAGAGAAUAUAUCCAGAUUUAUCAGCCAUUACAUUUGAAGAUACAUGGUAUGAUGGGUCAUUCCAAUUAUUCCGACGAGAUUAUCAUCCACUCAUACCUCUAUAUCCGAUAUAUACAAUGCACCCACUGACUGAGAUACAUGACUAUAAAACAGGUGUUCGAUAUGUGAUCGAUAAAUCUUACGGUAAUUGUACGACGACAUCAUUGUCCACCAAUUUAAUAGACACGUCCCUCAAUACUAACAAGUACAAUGGGUCAUUUAUAAUUGAUUUGAAAAAUCCCCUUCAGCUGUUUCAUUUAGACUGGAAUUACACUUACAUUGGACAGAAUCCAGUGAGGGGGAUACUGUGCGAUACCUACAUUGCCCAAACGAAGAACCUUACAAUCAACGGUUUUAUAAGCAACCAAAAUUGUACCAUCACUUUCUACUUUACAUCUAAAGAAUGGUCAAAUUUUCACGACUCUGAUAAAGGAAUGACAAGCACAUCUGUUCCUGUACAAAUGGAAAUCUAUGUUUACGAGAGAGACUUUAGUACCACUUUUAACUUUGUCGACUUCGACCCUAACCCGCCUAGUCUCGAUGUUUUUGAUAUCAGCAAAUGCUUUUUUGAAGCAAAUAAAAUCAGUUUUCAACUUAAGUUUCCAGGUACAUUGGUUGCAAAGGAGGUUCCAACAAUAAAAGAAUGGUCGCAUCUCAUUCUUGCUGAAAACAUGCAGGUUUCAAUACUGAGAAUUUCUAACAUCAAUAUAGAUUAUGAUGAUGCCAAUCUGUUUGUGAGUGCAACAUUAUUGGAUAAAACAGCAUAUUCUGCACAAUUUACAAAAAUCGUUGGCAAGGCAAUGGAAAGACGUGACGAUCAGAUAAUAUAUAACACAUCAAGUCCGGUAAAAUGUGCGAGUGAUUGUGUAAACAACCCGAGUUUUAUUUGUAAUAGUUUUGAUGUCUGCAGUGAUGAUUCAUCGUGUCAUCUCAGCAAGAUGCACAGUGAUGAUGGUGUUGUACUUAACACCGUUAAAACAUGCGACCAUUAUUCAAGAAACGUUGACGGCAUUCCACCAGAAAAGAGCAUUGCUGAUGCUUAUAAACGUCUGAGGACAAGUGUGUAUAAUAAUACUUUAGUAUUAAACAGAUUUGGUGAUAAAGUAUAUACGGCCGUUGAUGUAACAUUGACGUUUGGCUGGGUGACUCGUGACGUGAAUGUACCCGCCCAAUUGUCGGGCGCCUACAGCUACGACGUUGAGGUGUCAGUACCUGCAGAUGAGCACGUGUACACUAUAAAAGUACGUUAUGAUGACGGCUAUAAAAUGAUCCGUUAUGACCCACAUUAUGGACGCGCUAUAUACCCAUACUAUACUACCCAUCCCUUGUCUAUAGUAGAAGAUUACAAUACAGGUAUGAAAUACGUGACAGAUAAAGCAUAUCGUAACUGCACAGUAACUCAGAUUGGGGACUUUGAUUUUGGUGCAAAUAUGUCUCCGAAUCAGUCAGUUAAUUCAACAUACAAACUUUUCAUAAAAGACCCCUUACAACUAUUCCUUAUUGACGACUCGUACUUUUUUGUUGGUCAACAAACUGUCCGUGGAAUGGCAUGCAACGUAUUUGAAUCUUUACGGAAAGAUUAUAUCUUUAAUAACAAACCCGUAAAUGCAAUAUUCCGAUAUUCCUUUCUUUCUGAUGAUUGGAUGGAAAUCAGUGAUGGAUAUUUAGGAGGUGCAAUCGGUCAACCUGUUAGACUCGAAGUGACAGUCCUUCAGCCAACAUACUACAUGGAAUAUAAUUUCUACAACUUCGAUGUAGGACAUCCAGAUCUUUCUGUUUUUGACGUGCCACAUUGCUACAAAACACAAAAUACAAAGCAGUUUCAAAUCACUUUUCCAGGAAAAUAUGAAGAAUAUCUACGGACCAGUACUAAAAUAUUUCUGAUAGAAGCAACAUUCAAAAUGUCCAAGUUAUCUGGUGCAUCUAUACACAGAUUUCAACAAACACGUCUUGAUCAUGAUAAUGAUAAUAUAUAUCUAACAAGUUCUCUUGUUGAACAACCGAACAAAUUGUUAUAUUUCACCAGACUGAAGAGUGGAUAUGUUCCAGAACAUGUCGACAAAGUUGUAACUGUUCCCCAAAGUCCAAGCCAGUGUGCCGCUACGUGCUUUAGUAAUACAGAUUUCAUUUGUAACAGUUUUUAUGUAUGUACCUCCAGCAACCAGUGUUUGCUAAGCAUACAACAUGUACCGGAUGGUGCAAAUCAAGAACAUACAACAUGUAUUUCUUAUUCAAGAACCGUGGACCAAUCAACGACUGAAUCGACCAAUCUUAUAGCGUUUUUGAAUUUACAAAAUUCCAUCUUCCAGAAUAAUCUUACAAUGAAAAUUCCUAUACCUGGGACAGAAAAGAAUAAAGUUUUCCCUGCAAAAUAUAUCAAAGACGUUUUUCUAUCAGACAAACUUCACGAUAGUAAAGAUAAUGCUCUCCUUAGUUUCAACAUGUACUCACAGUCUACUGUCGUUCCUGAAGACAAUACGUUGUCGUACAUAGAUAUAAGUAGCUGUGCAAGCGCCUGUCUAACUCAGAAUUCGUUCCAGUGUGGAGGAUUCAGUUAUUGUGGAAACCAGUAUUUGUGUGUGAUUAGUAAAACACACCCUGAUUUGUUGGAUAGCAAAGAUAUACAAAGCAACCCGAAUUGUACAACAUACAACAGAAAUUAUAUAAAUGAAUAUGUUAAAAUAGAGGGCACAGUUUCAUUUGACAAGACAUCGAUACCUUUUGCAACACUAGAGACCGAUGAAAAGUGUGCCCAGUCAUGUACCAGUAACAUUGAAUGUAGAAUGUUUGAAUAUUGUACUAAUACAAGACAAUGUGUACAUUAUUUCGAGAGAACAUUUGGGCCACAGAAAAAUGUGACAUUUACAGCUUGUAAUCUCUUUAUGAGCAACUUCGACAAGGAUUUCCAGUCAAUAAACGCAGGGACAUAUACUUUUACGUCUGUAUUAUCAUUCCAAGGGGUAACCAAAAGUGACUGUGCAAAAAAGUGUGUUCAGUUACAGAACACUGAUUGUAAAGAGUUUUAUUACAAUGAUAAAGCAACAACUUGCUACCUCCCUGGUAGCAAUGGUAUUGUGACAACAGGUUCUGGAGAGUUCUGUGACAAAUAUAAAAGGAUAUUUUUCCCAUCAUCAAACACGAAACCUAAGACAUCUCGGACAUCUUCUACGAGUCAAAGCUCACUAGUUUCAUCCACACCAAAUAAAAAACCAACAGUGUCACAGAAAUCUAUGGUAACAAUGAAAUCUACAUCUACAAUUCAACCUACAGUUAAAUCAUCUAAAUCUAUGACAUCUACAAACAAUUUGCCUUGUUCGUCAUUACAACGUCAGACUAAUAAUGGGUCUAAAAAUUCUACAGGAACAACAGUUGGUAUUGGUGUUGGUACAUUUCUACUUGGGUUGUUGAUUGGAGCUGUUGGUGUAUUUUUAUUUAAAAGAUACUUUAAUAGAGCAGAUGAAUUAAAAACAAAUUUUAUUGAACACGAGGAAAUGUGACUUGCUGUGUUUUAGUAAAAAGAAAAUAAAACAAGUAAAAAAUGGCAUAACUUGGCAAAAGAUGUUCAUACCUCAGGACAAGCAAAAUCUCAAACAUC
This is a messenger RNA of Ruditapes philippinarum (Manila clam), 4602 nucleotides long. RefSeq lists its product as uncharacterized. The transcript is spliced from 33 exons. The record is from RefSeq and is a predicted model, not a curated record. Bases 158 to 4504 code for a protein of 1448 amino acids. NCBI's taxonomy places the organism in Eukaryota, Metazoa, Mollusca, Bivalvia, Venerida, Veneridae.